AGAAAACGAAAGUGAAUGUUUAUUUAUAACCUGAGUAGUUAGAGACAGACGGACGUUUGUAUUCUAAAGGUUUAAGUUAUUAGCGAACAAUGGCUCGCAAAGAUUUUCUUGUAGCCGUCAUUGGAUUGGCCAUCAUAUGUUUAUCUGACGCAGUUUUCCCUCCUAAGGUUCAAGUGUACACAAGAAAACAUCCAGUGAAUGGAGAGGAUAAUGUCUUUCAGUGUUAUGCAAGUGGAUUUCACCCCCCUGACAUCAAGAUCGCAUUGAUGAAGAAUGGACAGGAAAUGAAGGACUCGCAGCAAACAGACAUGGGAUUUGCUAAUGACUGGACCUUCAAAGUUCUGAAAUAUGCACCUUUUACUCCAAACUCUAAUGACAAGAUUGAAUGUCGAGUGUCUCAUCAUGGAGAUGACAAAUCAUAUGUUUGGGAUCCUUCAUUCUGAAAUUCCAUCAACACAUGAAACUUUAAGGAUGGACUCUGAAAGAGUUGAUUUGCCUUCUGCAAUAUACAUCUCCAUAUCACGUUUGCCUUUGUUUUAAGAAAUUUUGUAAUUUUUCCUCAUUUUUCAUCUGACUUAAUGAUACGUGUUUUCAGAAGAAGCACUUAAAUAUGUAUAUUUUUUUUCUUUUAAAGCAACUUAGAGAGGAAAUGCACAUAAUGGACGUUCAUUUGAGUGACAUUUUAUAAGUUUUCUUAUAGUGUAUGCAAUUGGUGUACAGAUUGAGCUCUUUGCAAGAUUAUCCUCUGCUUUUUAAUGAAGUUUUUACUUGUUUAAUUGUCUGAAGUUUAUUGAGCAAGUCAGUCUGUAAACUGUCUAAAAGGUGUAGCAGGCUGUCUCUAAUAUAUUACCUUGCUUAUUCGUUGAUUUAAAUAAGUGGUUUCUUAAAUUGUCUUUCAGGAUAAAGGGUUGAGAUUGAAGUACAGCAGAAGUUCAUUUUUCUGUUUUAAAAUAUGAUGUUGAAAUCUUGUAACGUACUUGAGGCUGUUUAAAUAAAGAAUUUUUUUCUCCUUAAAAA
Protopterus annectens (West African lungfish) is the source of this 1017-nucleotide messenger RNA. RefSeq names its product beta-2-microglobulin-like. Gene Ontology annotation, molecular function: MHC class II protein complex binding. The transcript has 4 exons. Lineage: Eukaryota; Metazoa; Chordata; Ceratodontiformes; Protopteridae. Gene Ontology annotation, biological process: immunoglobulin production involved in immunoglobulin-mediated immune response; peptide antigen assembly with MHC class II protein complex; antigen processing and presentation of exogenous peptide antigen via MHC class II. The record is from RefSeq and is a predicted model, not a curated record. Bases 90 to 443 code for a protein of 117 amino acids. Gene Ontology annotation, cellular component: MHC class II protein complex.